GCCAAGACAGCUGAGGGGAGGGGGAAUGCCGGGGGCAACUGGAGGAAGACGGAGAAGGAACGUAGAGAACCUUUUGAUGCCACGAAAAUUCUCAGAGAGUUCAGGGAGUUUGAGUUUGGACAGAUGCCUCUUGAGACCCUUCACCUGUCCAAGAGGAAAGAAUAUGGACCAGAUGGUUUCUAUAGAUGUGUGCAGAACUAUGCUCUAUCCCAGAUUGUACCCAAUGCUUGUUCAUGAUAAUCAUUAUGUUUCUGUGGACACCCGCCAUUUGACAAGUAGCACAGUUCAGCUACCAUCUGUGGAGGCGUGGUGUGCCAUCAGUGAGCAGUGUACAACUGCUGCAGUUGUCUGGAGAACGUUAGAGAGCAUACACAACAAGUCUUGUGUCUAGUCAAGCAUACCUCGUUAUCCUCGCAAUAUUUUCCAUC
Molecule: messenger RNA, 428 nt
Organism: Geodia barretti
Lineage: Eukaryota; Metazoa; Porifera; Demospongiae; Tetractinellida; Geodiidae
Source: the annotation of a GenBank genome assembly